CUUUAUCUACCCAAUUUAUCAUGCGCAUGAUAUACAGAUAAAUAAAUGACGUAUUUGGACAUCGUCGUUCAUCCAACUGAAUUAUUGGUACCUACUUACAUGAAGGUUAAACUUCGUAUCAAGGUUACACUACCGACUGGCAUAUAACAUUCAGAUGACAGUCUAGAAACUUGAAAAUUGCGAUAUUUCAUGUAGGUUUCGUCUAUAACGACUCUACCACCACUAAGGAUUUUAAAAGAUUCCACCUACGCAAAGCCUAAGCCUAACCUUAGGUUAGCUAGUCUUUAAUGUGCUGACCUAUAGGGCAUGAGCUAGUGUACAAAUAAAACACAGCGUGUAUACAGUAUGCUGUUUUAUAUACGUGUCGAGUAUAUAAGCACCCUAUUUACCUCAAACUACUGCGCAUCAGCUGCAAAAUAUCUGCGCUGCCCUCGAAUGACAAAAUGCGACAACCCGGGUUAACGCGUUUAGUCGUUACAUAGCUUAAUUUGAUCUCCUACUCCUAAACUAUGCCGUAGUGUGGAAAAUAAUUUUCUCUAUUAAAUUUUUUCUCAUUUAUGAAAAUGCAAAAAACUGUGACAAAUAAAUCCUAUCAAAUAUUUUGACAAAUCGUGUUAAUGCAUAAAGGGUACUAUGUUUUGUCAUAAUGAACUGGGUCCACCAAGAUUUCAACGAUUGCGACAAAACAGCGCAACGUAGUACUUGCUGCAUAAUCUACGCGCAAUGUCCUGAUAAAAUGCGGCAUCCUAUGCAGCGUUGUUGCAGAUUAUUUAUCACAUUUUGGCAGCCAAAAGUAGGCGAUACAAAGACCUGACGAAACUUCAAACACGUUUUUCUCAAUUUCACUAAUUUUGGGUUACCGCGUUUUGUCAUCCGAGGGAAGCGCGUCGUCUGCGAUUUCGCGCGAGAAUUGAAUCAUCAUUCAGUUUAGUUCAAGGUUUAGUCGCUACAAGCUGUGCUCGAUUUAAUCGAUCUCUAAACAUAACAGGAUAAGAGUUUUGGACGUUGAAGAGUUGAAUUCAGAAACAUUUACUAGCACCAUACCACUUGCAGCAGUCCACGAUGUCGGAAGCCGAAGAAGUUCUCAACGAAAUCCUCGCGAAAGUAGCCAAAGAACAAGGCUACGAAGAUUGCCAGAUAUCUUCCAAGCAGAUAUCAAGCGGAGGAGCGAACUACACCAGCUUUAUAUACCAAGCCAGUAUCUCAGCACCGAAUAAUGAGGAGCUCAAGUUAUUCGUCAAAGUAGCAGUAGCGGGAGAAAAAAUGAGGAGCUUUGCGCCUUUCUCUAUCUUCGAAAUAGAGAGUUUUGGAUACAAUGUGUUACUGAAGAGGUAUAAAGAACUGGAGGAAAAGUACAAAGUCCCAGAAGUACAUAGACUGGUAACUCCCAAGUUUUAUGGCCACAGUCAAGAGUAUUUAAGAGAGGCGAUAGUUUUAGAGGAUUUGUCAGCAUCUGGAUACACCGCUUAUGACAGAUUCAAGUCAGUGGAUUGGGAGUAUGCGUCGAAAAGUGUUCAGAAUUUAGCGAAACUCCACGCCUUAUCAAUCGCUUGGUCUAUCGAGGAUCCGGAAGGGUUUAAAGCCACUGACACAAUAUCAAAGGUUGAUUCUUUAGACGGCAUCAUGGCUUACAUGGACACUGUCAUCACAACUGCUUUAGAAGUUACUCGAGAGGAGAAUAAGGAACGCGUUUCCAAGUUCGUCCGGAAAAUAAGGGACGACAAAGAUUAUAUGUUGAUGUUCUACAAACCCAUGAAGCGGCCGGUGAUAGGUCAUGGCGACUAUAGGCCGAGCAAUUUGAUGCACAAGGUUAACGAGGACGGCACCGUCGACAUCAUUUCGAUUGACUACCAAACGCUGCAGCAGGCGAAUCCUAUCCUGGACCUGAUGUACUUCAUCUUCAGUGGUUCGGACAAGAAGUUCCGAGACAAGCAUUUCAAGCAGACCUUGGAGUUGUACUACACGGAACUGUGCGCCGCUCUCCGGAGACUCGACCUCGAUCCUAACGAGAUAUACCCGAGGGAGGACUUCGACUACGAGUUGCAAAAGGUUAUGCCCUACGGGCUGAUGCUGGCCAUGUUCUGCCUGCUGGUGGUGACGGUGGAGGAGGCGGACGCGCCCACCGUCAGCAAGGACAUCGCCCUCACCGACUUCGCGCUCCCCCCUAGCACGCUGUACAAGGAGCGGCUCAACGACAUCGUCGACGAUUUUGUAGCCAUGGGCAUUCUUUGAGAACAAAUACUUUUAAAUAGUAUGAACCCAUAUCAAUACUACAAUAUUAAAAUGCGAAAGUGUGUCUGUCUGCUACCUUUUCACGGCCCAACAGUUUAUC
Messenger RNA from Maniola jurtina (meadow brown), 2332 nucleotides. RefSeq lists its product as uncharacterized. Lineage: Eukaryota; Metazoa; Arthropoda; Insecta; Lepidoptera; Nymphalidae. Bases 1063 to 2232 code for a protein of 389 amino acids. The record is from RefSeq and is a predicted model, not a curated record. The transcript is spliced from 5 exons.